AUGGCGUGCCCGAAGAUCAAACUCAACAACGGCGUAGAGAUCCCCGUUUUCGGUUUAGGGACAUGGCAGUCUAAGCCCCAUGAAGUCGCCAACGCGGUCGAAUAUGCUCUCAAGGAAGUCGGAUACCGUCACCUCGAUUGCGCGUGGGCCUACGGUAACGAGAAGGAAGUGGGCGAGGGCAUCGUCAAGUCUGGCGUGCCACGCUCCGAGAUCUUCAUCACCAGCAAGCUGUGGUGCACGCACCACCACCGUGUGGAGGCAGCGCUCGACGAGACGCUGGCGAACCUCGGGACGGACUACCUGGACUUGUACUUGAUACAUUGGCCAAUCCACCUGAACCCGAACGGGAACGAUCCCAAGUUCCCUACGCGCCCCGAUGGGACGCGUGAUGUGCUGACGGACUGGAAGCUCAAGGAUACGUGGUCGCAAAUGGAGGCCGUCCUAAAGAAGGGCAAAGUCAAGGCCAUCGGUGUAUCAAACUGUUCUGAGAAGGUCCUCGAGGAGCAGCUUCUUCCGUUCGCCGAGGUCGUUCCCGCAGUGGACCAGCUCGAGAUCCACCUCUAUAACCCCCAACACAAGCUUGUGGAGUACCUCAGUUCCAAGGGCAUCGUCACUCAGGCGUAUUCCCCACUCGGCUCCACGUCCUCCCCCUUGCUGGCCGACGAGACCGCUGCCGAGCUCGCAAAGAAGUACGAACUGCAGCCGGCCGACAUCCUCCUCGGGUAUCUCGUCGCGAAAAAUAUCGUGACACUCUCCAAGUCCGUCACCCCCGCGCGCAUCAAGGCGAACUACGUGGGCGCGCUCGCCGCGGCGGCGAAGCUGACCAAGGAGGACAUCGCGAAGCUGGACGGUGUCGCUGCCUCUGGAAAGCAGAAGCGGCUCAUCUCACCACCUUGGGGUGUGGAGCUCGGAUUCGACAACUGGCCCUGA
This is a messenger RNA of Sparassis crispa, 930 nucleotides long. Its product is annotated as D-galacturonate reductase. The transcript is spliced from 10 exons. Gene Ontology annotation, molecular function: aldose reductase (NADPH) activity. Bases 1 to 930 code for a protein of 309 amino acids. The record is from RefSeq and is a predicted model, not a curated record. Gene Ontology annotation, cellular component: cytosol. NCBI's taxonomy places the organism in Eukaryota, Fungi, Basidiomycota, Agaricomycetes, Polyporales, Sparassidaceae.